AUGGGCGAAAAGGACGAUUUUUUUCGGCAUCGAGUACACUUCCUCGACGAGUUUUUCAGCCGCAAAAGGAGGAGAUGAAAAAAAGUUUCCCAGCUUUUUCGAGUUCUAAAGUUGAUUUGAAUGAUUUAUUAGAACGAAAUUGAGCCAUCGAAAAGAAGGAUAUUGAAAGAACAGCCCAGUGGAACGGACUACCUCGAUGAACAGUUUUUUCCGGGUAUUGAGGUGAUUUUUUGUUGGAAAUAAAUUUUUUAGAGCUUUAAAAGUUGUUAAAAAAGAUUUCCAGGAUUUUAAAGGAGCAUGCGAAAAAAUUCUUGGAGGUCUUGAGGCGAACAGUUUUUUUAGUGUUAUUUUAACCUAUAAAAACGAUGUCAAUUGCUCAGUAAAAUAGAUUCACGAAAAAACUUUGUAAUUAGUGAAUUUUGAAAUAAAUAGUGUUUUUUUAGAAAUAUGAAAGGCGCAACGAAGCAACAGAAAAUGAAACCGAGGCCGGAAAUCGACUAAAUUUGGAAAAUACGGACGAUUCCCAGCAGGACUACUUCAGUCAUCAGUAUUUCAAUAAGAGGAAACAAGAUCCGAGGGACUUUCAGAGGUGAAAAUUAGAAUGAACCCCGAAAUUUAAGAGCUUUCAAAUGCUAAAACGGACUUUGAAAUCGUCAGAAAGCCGAAAAAUAGCAUCAAAAUGAGUUGAAACUAGAGAAUUUUGAUUUUGAGAGUGUUGAGAACGCUUGGAAAAACUGUGAAGGUUCAAAGAUCAAUUUUAAAUGCUCUGAAAGUCGAAAAAUAGCUUUAUAUUCGUAAAUUUUGAUCUCAAGAGCGUUAAGAAGCGUAUAUAUAUAUAUUCUGAAAUUUGACUUUGAACUUUUUCUGCAUAUCGAAAAUAGCUUAAAAAAAUGAUACAGAAUUUUUUUUAUUUUAAUUAAUUGCGUUCAGCUUUUUCUGUAGGAAAUCCUGUUAUCUUCCGAAAAAGCUCAAAAAAAGAAGACUUUUUCCAUUUUUUUCAACAAUUUUUUUAUUUUUCUUUUUGAAGCUUGGUUUUUUUAAAGUUUUUCAUUGUUAAUCUUUUUCCAGAAGGCCUCGAGACGAAAAUUUCCAGUUGAAUGAGGAGAAUGAUAAUCAGUCAAGAGGGCCUGAAUUUGAACGAAGGAAAUCAAUGUUCAAAGCAGAACCGUCGGAAAAUGAUGAAUUCAAGGGUCAAAAAAGAGUUUUCAAUAAGAAAAACGAUUCAAGAGGAUUUGUUAGGUAAGAACGAUUUUUAAUGUUUCUGGUAGAUUAGAAAUAGAAAACUUAUAUUUUUUUGAGCAAUGUGGGAAUUGUCUAUGAACAUCAUGAAGCCAGCAAAAUUUAAUUCAGUGUUAAUCCAGUAAAAGCGCUCCUGAAGAUAUUUUUUUCAAUAAGUUGACAUAAAAUUCUCGAAUUCGCACAAUUUUUUUCAAGAAAACCAUUGAAAAAGCUCAAAUUUUGAAAAAAAUAUGAGCUCCUUUCUUGAAAAUUCAGUUUUUUGCAGUUUUUCUUAGGAGUUUUCAUGCAAUUUCGUUCUAAUUUUAAAGGGACAUUUGAGAAUUUCUGAAAAGGUCUUGAAGCGAAUGGCUAUUUAUUUUUUUAAUAUUUUUAACGCAUAAUUUUAAUAUCAACAAGAUUUUUUUCCCUUUUUUUAGAAGACCUCGAACUGAAAAUUUCGAGUCUUACGAAAAAGAAGAACAAGAAAAAUCAGCCGAGAAGAGUGGAGAACUGGAAAAAUGA
Messenger RNA from Caenorhabditis auriculariae, 1740 nucleotides. NCBI's taxonomy places the organism in Eukaryota, Metazoa, Nematoda, Chromadorea, Rhabditida, Rhabditidae. The record is from the annotation of a GenBank genome assembly.